UUCAAUUCCAGCUGAUCGAUCAAACAAAAAACUUGAUACACAGGAAUUAAGGAAAAAAUGCUAUAAACUUAGAAAGAGAAAGUGUUUAUUAGCUCGCACGAAAUGGACAAGAAUCUGGAUGAGGUCAAAGGCACCGUGCAAAAGAAGUUCAAUGAAAUCCGUGCGGCUUUGCAUAUGCGCGAGAAGUUGCUCCUGCGGCAACUGGAGGUCAUAGCGAAUACGCGGCAGCAGCAGCAGUUGCUGAAGAAGUCCACCGCCGAAGUGGAUGACUCCGAUUCCAAGAAGGAACAAAGCGGGGUGCGAUUUGUACCAGGCGAAGGCGAAGAUGCGGAGGAGAAGCUGCUGACCGUCAUCCGGAGCUAUGGUCACUUCCUGCUGGACAACAGUGACAUGCAGCUGGCGCUGCAGGACUAUCGCACCACGGGCCUGAGGAACGAGGACUACAUAGAACCGCUGGACGACCACGAGACCAUGUACAAGUGCCUGCAGGACGGGAACGUCUCGUAUCUCGACCUGGACGAGGAUGGUGCCCCACCGGAGGCCAUUGUGGUGGACUUCUCACGCAACAGAUCUCUGGUGGAAGACAAUGCCAAGCGAUCGAUCAUCAACAUCACUCUGCAGGAAGCAAAAGAUCUGAUCAAGAAAGCCAAGAUCAAAAGGGAAACCUAUGUGCCACCCUUGAACUUGGAAGAACUGGAUGAUGAGCUGGAAUCUUCGAUAGCCGAAGCUGUCUCCAGUUUGGGUCGCGAAACCUCGGCCAAAUCCAAGAGCAGCGUUCAAGAACCACCGAAAACCAAGAGCCGCAAGCAGCGAUUCAAGCCAAAGAUCACCAUCAACAAUUGCAAUGGCACCAUCAACCUGCGCAACAUUGCCAGCUUGACCAUCAAUUGCGCCAGCGAGGAGGCGGUCAGUGCAGAGAUUCCCCUGGCCAAAUCCGCUGAUUCCAGCACCACCGAACCUUCGAAUUCCACUCCCACAACCACCGCCUCCAGUUCGAAUUACUCCAGUAAUGCCAGCUCCCGUUCGCAGUCCAAAAAGCAAAAGGCUACCAAAAAGCAGGAGAGGAUUGAUCGGGAACCCAGCUCUGAAUCCACGCCCACACCGGCACAAGGCCAACGCUACGAGGAGACCGAGAUCCACGAUGUCACCUGCGAUUUCUACAAUCGCCUGCUCAACGAGAUCAAGAAGAGCAUGGUGGAGAAGCCGCGCAGGACUUACCACCAAAUGACGGAGCCGGUUCAAGCUGCUGCCGCCGAUUCCAGCUGCGAUGCCAAUUCCAAUCCCAGGCAGUCGGCUCCCACAAAGGAACCAGUUUCAACCACCACCACAUCGCUUACACAAAGCGAAUCGGGACCACAACUGCAACCGGGCAAGCGGCUAAUCCUCAAGAACUUCGAGAACCUGAAGAUCAUCCUGGAGGCGAACAGCGGCGAUGAGGAUUCAUUCCAUCCCGUCCAGAUCGAACAGUGGCUGGCGGAGAUCAUCUCAGAAACGGAUCUGGAGCCCAUGCAGAACACCGACAUCCUGGAGCACAGCCGCAUCCACAGCAGCGAGAGCCCCUAAAGCUGGCGGUCCACUUUAUUCCAAUCUAUUUAUCCUUAAUGCACUCAGUAUUUUCUCUCCAUUAUGUGUAGCUAUAGUUUCCUUAAUUUGUUUUUAAUUUACGUUUUAACCUUAGUUAGUUUUGAUUUCUAUUUUAAAUUUUAAUUCCUUUUUGGCGGAACUUGAGUUGAAGAAAUCCUACACGGCUUGGUUUUCUUUACCAUUCCUAUCAAUUUUCGAAGAAUCCAAGUUGGCUAAGUUUAUGUUUACGAUGAAAACUAAAGUAUUUAGUUGCGCUAAUUGAAAAUAUUUAAAAGUAAGAUUUCCUUAGAGUGAAAUGUUCUCAAAAGAUGGGAAUUGCAGAUCGGAAAAUUACUAUCAAAUUAAGAGGAAUAACUAUCACAUUUCCUUCUUUAGAUAAUGUCUUAUUAAUAGCUAAUAUUCGCAAAUUCUUUUCCGCCGAAUUUUAAACUGAAACAAAAACAGACAUAAUGGUUUUAUGUACUUAAUGCAUUUGAUUUUGUGAUUUUUAUCCUUUUGUAAGACUUGAACUCGUACCAAUUUAGCAAGUAAGCUCCAGGCAGUGUUCAGUGCUCACAGUAGCCCCCAUUUGUAAAUGCAAUCGAAGAGUCCACAUUAAAGUGUUAAUUGCCAUCACAAAACGAA
Molecule: messenger RNA, 2208 nt
Organism: Drosophila rhopaloa
Lineage: Eukaryota; Metazoa; Arthropoda; Insecta; Diptera; Drosophilidae
Exons: 2
Coding region: 103-1563 (486 amino acids)
Source: RefSeq, a predicted model, not a curated record